Penicillium pulvis is the source of this 1536-nucleotide messenger RNA. Its product is annotated as NAD(P)/FAD-dependent oxidoreductase. The transcript is spliced from 2 exons. Gene Ontology annotation, molecular function: oxidoreductase activity. Gene Ontology annotation, cellular component: cytoplasm. The record is from RefSeq and is a predicted model, not a curated record. The coding region runs from base 1 to 1536 and encodes 511 amino acids. NCBI's taxonomy places the organism in Eukaryota, Fungi, Ascomycota, Eurotiomycetes, Eurotiales, Aspergillaceae.
AUGCCUUUUGCCCAGUUCCUUCUUGAGGAUUCUUCGAUCUCGGUCUUAGAUCGGCAACAGGCUAUUGACCGUAUCUAUUCGGACCCUGGUAUUCCCCAUGAUAUCACAACUUCCUCCUUUUGGACGCAGACGCCGCACCCGCAGUUCGCGCAGCGAUCCAUGCAGCCCCUCGCAUCAAGUGCCGAUGUGGUGAUCAUUGGCUCGGGGAUAACAGGUGCAUCUAUAGCGCGUACGCUUCUUCAAAACGGUGUCAGAUCUGCAUCGUCAGCCCCAUCCCAUCCAGCUGUCGUCAUCCUUGAAGCUCGAGACAUCUGCAGUGGAGCUACUGGGCGAAAUGGUGGCCACAUUCUCGAAACUGCAGAUGAUUAUGCCGAGCUAGCAGAUGUGUAUGGGGAGGAUGUUGCCCGCAAGACUAUGCGCUUCCGGUUAUCGCAUCUGCGUGAAAUGCUGGAUGCUGCGGAAGAGCUUGGUCUCACAGAGGAGGUUCAGGCACGGAAGGUACAGUUUCUGAGUGCUUUCUUUGGAGAUCAGCCAUGGAAAGACGCUUUGGAAAGACUUCAACGGUUCAAAGAGGGCAUGCCAGAAGAAUCGGCAGAGUGGAUUUCAUAUGACCGAGAAUUGAUGCCAGAGGAGUUCAAGCUUGCAAAUGCAACGGGUGUUGUUGCCGGUCCUGCUGGUGCACUGUGGCCUUACAAAUUUGUCACAGGUAUACUGGCUAGACUUCUCGCAGACUAUCCAGAGGAGUUUCAAGUCAACGAUCAUACAGCGGUCACAUCGAUUGAAACCAAGUUGUCUUCGACCUACAAGUAUAAGGUCCAGACAGAUCGAGGAAUCAUCUCCGCUCGCAAUGUCAUCCAUUGCACGAAUUCUCACGUCGGCCAUUUAGUCCCUGGUUUACGUGGCCGCAUAUUUCCCGUGCGAGGACAGAUGUCUGCGCAAACUCCUGGAGACAAAUUCCCCUGCCAAGCAUACGAGCACUCCUGGCUCUUCAAUUACCAUCGCGGCUUCGACUAUCUGACCCAACUUCCUGGAGGACAAAUGAUGUUCGGCGGAGGGUUUGGUCAAGGUGAACUCGGCGGAAUUGCAGAGUUGGGAGUAGCUAGAGAUGACGAGAUGUCUGUAUACAUUGAUAUCCACCUCUCUGGUGCAUUAAGCGCAGUCUUUGGCCGGGAGUCCUGGGGCCGGGUGCAAGGUGACCCGGUGCAGGCAAUGUGGACAGGAAACAUGGCGUUCAGUUCGGACGGUUUCCCGUGGGUGGGACAAUUGCCGGUCUCGGCGACAGGUCGAUCAUCCUCGGAUGAGGGGCUUGGAGCCGAGUGGGUGUGCGCUGCAUUCGGCGGGGAGGGCAUGGUGCAAUGUUGGCUUUGCGGAAAGGCUUUGGCUAUUAUGUUGCUCCAGCAGGACGGGACGUUGGACCCUGCAGUUGAUGCAGAUCUUUCUUGGGUUCCAGAGCAAAUGCUUGUUUCGGAGGAACGACUUGCUGAUGCUGAGCUGCCGAGGUCUGCGCCUGGCUCUCAACGCCAAGCGCAUCUAUAG